Messenger RNA from Colias croceus (clouded yellow), 2904 nucleotides. Its product is annotated as BMP and activin membrane-bound inhibitor homolog. Lineage: Eukaryota; Metazoa; Arthropoda; Insecta; Lepidoptera; Pieridae. The coding region runs from base 235 to 1002 and encodes 255 amino acids. The record is from RefSeq and is a predicted model, not a curated record. The transcript is spliced from 5 exons.
GCCUUUUUAGCAGUUGCCAGCGAAGCUUGUGUCGCUGUGUUCAAAAAUAAUAUGAGCGCGUGUUAGUUAUUUAUCUAAAGCUUUUUGUGACACACGGGAAAAUUGUUAAAUAGUGUACUGAAAACCCAUAUGGAUUUGAACAGCGUGUUGACGAUGGACUAAUUCUAAAAAAUAAACAAUGUUAUGGUGAUUUUAAAGAGUGUUUGUUAGUAAUAGAUUGUAAUUGAGGUAGCUAUGGCAAUGGCUAAUUUUAGCCUGUGUUUGGUUCUAAUUCUAUAUCAACUCUCAGCAGUUUAUAGCAACGAAGCGUCUUCGGAAUUGUUGGAUCUUGGAUUGGCAGAUCCAAAACCAGAGGGAGAAGUGGAAGGCGUCAGGUGCUACUGUAAUACGGCGCAAUGCGUGAGCACGGGAUACAUGUGUCGGUCAAGGAAAGGCGGUGGCUGCUAUAGCGAGCUACCACCCAGGAGACACCAUGCAAGACACGGCUGUCUACAUCAUUUAGCUGAAAGAGAAGAAGAAGCGCUAUCCCACUGCCAGAACACGCCGUCCUCUGGAGGUCCACCCCCACGGGAGCACUCCUUGCUGCUCUGCUGCUUCAGAGACCUGUGCAACCAUGAAGACAGCCCUAUAGCCAGGGCACGGCUCAACCUUACUGCUAAUGAUUUAGAAGGCAGCGCAGUGGCCAGCGAGCGAGGCGCCAGCUACAACGGCGAGGUGUGGUUCAAAGCGGCGACCAUCGCGGUGCCCGUGUGCGGCGCGCUCAUCCUGUUCCUGCUUGUGGCCGUCGCUGUUCGACUGCUGAGAGCUGAUGCGUUGUUGCACGCUGAUAGGAAACUGAGAGGGGGCUACAUAACCCCGCCGCAGCACAGCUCGGACGACGUAAAGAAAGUAUGGGUGGGUAACUCCGCCCCCCUGCUCGUGGCCCCCGGCGGCUGCCUGGUCGCGGUGGAGCGCGCGCAACUAGUCGACAUGCCCGCGCCGCUCUGUGAUAUACAACGAUAGACUGUACUAUGUAAUCUCCGCCCGCUGUCCGUGCGCGACUCUGAGACUCGUGUGCCUUGUAGUAGUUGCAGCAGUUGACGGUAGAUGGCGCUGUUAUAAAAAUGUAUUGUUUGGAAAUGAACGCUUGUUCGGUUUUUGAUUGUAAGUCACUCUUGCAGCUAUUACGAAUUUGUAUGUAUAGAUAUUUGUAUCUAAGGAUUUUUGAGAAACGUAAAUUUUGUAUUAAAAUGAAUCUUUAUAUUGAUCUCAUCAACGAACGUCGCGUCACGGGACAGCUGGCUUGUAUACCAAAUCUACCAUAUGUAUAUUUAAUGUUUUGUUAUUUUUAUAAGCUUCGUGUUCCUUUAUUGUAAAUGUAAUCGACUAUGUGUAGACGGUUUUUUCGAUCGGUAAACGCUCUGUUACCACGAUUUUUCUUUCUUUCUUGACUGACAAUAACAAUAGGACAGAAUUACAAGACCCUGUCAAUUAUGAGGCUGAAAAAAAUACAAUGUACAUUCAAAAUUUAAUAUUUUCAUAUAAAAUUAUACAAGGGUAAUAUUUUGAUAUAAUAUAUUUAAUUAAUGAAAUCCUAAGGGGCCAUAUCACCGGUUUUAUACGGUCAUUAAAUCAAAAAAUCCAAGUAAAAAAAAAAAACAAAUUUAAAUUUUAAUGAUUAUGAUCACAUUGCUUAAUUUGCAAGGAGCAAAUAUUUAAAUUUUACUACUUGUUAACAGUGAUUGAUUUCAAAGAUAUUACUAAUUAUACUACCGGUAAUUAUGUAAAACUUAAUGUGUUUAAGUGCCUCUAUCUCCCUCUAACCCAUUCUAUCGCAGCACACUAUCUCCUUCUAAACAUAUCACCCUAUAUAUUACCAAUCCAACAAAAUAUAAAUUAUGAUUCAUAACAUUUAACUUAUCUACCAGCAAGCAAAGGUUUUUGAACUUAUUCUGAGCUUUAAAAAAGGAUUUUAGAAACAAAAUAAUCACCAUCGUAAAAUAAUAGAACAUUGACCAAUUGUACAUAAUAUAGUUAUGUUAGUUGUUACCUGUUAUAUAAUUCUAUAAGCCGUCGACAUUUUGCUAGUCUCGUAAUCUUUUUAUCAGCGUAUUUUACUUUUAUAUCAAAUAUCAUAUUAAAAUCAAUCAAUAAUGGACUCCGUCGCCAAAUUGUAAAUUUAUGUGUAAAUAUAAUAAUUUAGUUUAGUUAUUUGGCAAUAAUGUGCACCAAUUUAUUAUAGAUCUUAACACAAUGGUUAAUGCGUGAAUUAAGGAUAGAUUUUGUAACAACUUUACGUCCAUUUUUAGUACAAUCCGUUCCAUAAUAAUCAUUCUAUGAAAUUAUCAUUACUUGUCUUAUAAACUGUUUUAUGGAUAAUUUAAUAAUUAAUUGAAGAAAUUAUGUACGGUAUGGAUGUUAAAAAUGGAUCAAGUAUUAAAAUGUUAGUACGUAAAUACCUUGAACGUUGUUUUUUAUGUCUGGUGAGGUUUUUCGAAGCCAUGUACCAACACAUGACACAUGUUACGACAUUGACAGAAGGAUGACAAAUACCGCUUGCUUAUUGGCUACCGAAUUUUUGUAUAUUUUUAUGUAUCAACGUUCGAGAUAUUUGCGUGAAAGUAACAAUUUACAAUUUUAAAUAAAUUUUUAGAUGACUUCUCAGUUAAAAUAAUGAAACACGUGAUAAUAUUCUGUAACUAACUCAUAAGAACUUAUAAUAGGACACGAUUUAUAGUGUUAUUUAUUUAAAAUGGCGUUGCGCUGACCAGUGUUAUAAGAUUAAGGUUGACAUAAGCUUCCCUGAGGUGCCUUAUUAAAUAAUAAUAGGUGCGUACGUAAAUACUCUUAUAAUAAUGAAUGAAUAUAUCUGCAAUGUGUAAAUAUGAUGUAUAAAAUAUUGAAUAAAAUGAAAUUAUUUUAUUA